Trypanosoma cruzi is the source of this 1698-nucleotide messenger RNA. RefSeq lists its product as uncharacterized. The transcript has a single exon. The coding region runs from base 1 to 1698 and encodes 565 amino acids. The record is from RefSeq and is a predicted model, not a curated record. Lineage: Eukaryota; Euglenozoa; Kinetoplastea; Trypanosomatida; Trypanosomatidae.
AUGUUACCGCCGCCGCUGCCACUGCCAGCCAAGGAAGCACCGCCGCCGCCACCGUUGACUGUGAAGCAAGAACCGCCAACUCCAUUAGUGGCGGCGUUGGAGGAGCCAAGUGAAUGUGUUGUACCCGGUGUUUCUUCGGCAGUGGAUUUGGAUGGUAAUUCCGUAUGUGAAUGUUCUCCGUUGAAGGCAAGUGGGCUAACGGCUAUGGGCAGCAACGAAUGCACCGCCGGCGGGAUGAUUUUCUUGUCGCACGAGGGUGGAUCAGAUGGAGAGCAGCAUAAUAUAAGAGAGAGGUCAGGUGCUUCUUUGCCGCACGAUGAGGGCGAUGGUUGUACCUCGAGAAGUGGGGCUGGUGAAACUCCAAAUAGUUCCUUUAUCAUCCGCGAGAAAUUGCUUCGGCUGUUACGGGGCAUUGCUUCUUCUGGAGGUGAAGCUUUGUACGGUGCUACUAACCCAGAUGUUGCAGUAAGCGGUAAUGGGAACGGUAUUCCAUCUUGCUAUGGUGAGGAACACGUUAUUCUGGACGAUCUCUUUAUGCAUUUGCUUUUGGCUCUUGAGAAAGUGGUGCACGAAUUUCUUUGCCGAUCUUUGACAAAAGAGUGGAAAAGUAAACGUUCUAAGGAAGUGUCACCCAGGUCAUCUUCAGAAAAAGAGACAGCGCGGCUUUGGACGAGGGCUUCGCGUCAAGCGCAGCACCGUGAUGAAGAGGCCUGGAUUGAAUGGAGGUCUGCGCUUUGUCGUUCUUGGCGCCGUACCAGGCGUGAGAGUGCUUCGCGGGAGCGAAGCGAAGCUUUAAACAUUGCCCUCUUUCAGUUUGACCCUUUGGGUGGAGCACUGGCGCGGAGUGCUCCGAGUUUAUCCCGCCAUGGCAUCGAGAAGCAGCAGGCUGAAAAGGGGGCGACUAGCCAAAAACUUUACGCGCUUUUGUAUCGUGUUUUUUUCACGUGCCCAGCCCUUCUUCUUGACGGACACACGCAGCGCCUUGCGGCUGCGGCCGGGCUUGAUUUGAACUCCGUGCGGCAGCAAAUAUGUGUGACGGAAGACGUUGGUUGUGAUUAUGAUGGUGAUGGAGUCGCCGGUUUUAUGCGCAAUCUUUCCUGUCGCAAGCAGGCUCGAGUGGACAAAGCUGACCUUACAGCCCUCGAUGAGGUGGAACGUUUGUUUGCCUCUGAUCGCCGUGCGCUGCUGUGCCGGAUCGAAUUGGGACAAUCCCCACCUUUGUUGUCUUCGCCGUUUACGGCGUCUUUCCCAAUGCAGCCCGCUGGGAGUCCUCAUUCACCGCGCAUUCCGUCCUUACAUGCCCGUACUCCAAAAACUCGUUCUUCCGCUGCUUCCGUUCCUCAGUACAUUGAGCCGACUCCCAUACAACUUCGUCCUCCGAGUUUUGCUCCGCUCGACUGUUUUUCACCAACCGCACGCAUUCCAGAUGAGGUGAGAAGGCAGUUUGCGGGGCAACUCGCUUCGCCAUCAAAUUACGAGCAAGCCGUUUGCAUGUCGGAUAACCAACCUGACACUCUUGAAGCACGAAAAGCUAAGCAAAAGGAUGGUUCUGAAGGUAGACGUGCAUUCUGGCCUGCGGACGGGAGGAGGUAUGUUAGCACCUCACUCCCUUCACAGCCGCGUGUUUUGGAUGGGGCACAAUCGGAACGACGGUUGCCAUCUGCUUUAAGGACUCCGAGGUCUGUUUCAAUUUGGUGA